Aureobasidium subglaciale EXF-2481 is the source of this 498-nucleotide messenger RNA. RefSeq lists its product as uncharacterized. The record is from RefSeq and is a predicted model, not a curated record. The transcript has a single exon. The coding region runs from base 1 to 498 and encodes 165 amino acids. Gene Ontology annotation, biological process: proteasome assembly. Lineage: Eukaryota; Fungi; Ascomycota; Dothideomycetes; Dothideales; Saccotheciaceae.
AUGCAGACUCGGUCCCUCCCUACUCCUACUCCUGCCAUGGGCUCACAGCCGCCGAACGUCACCUUCUCAGACUUCCCCGCACCCAGCAAAUCAGUCAACAGCACCGUCGCCGGCAUCCCUACCCAGAUCACCGCUCUAAACUUCUCCGACAAGCUCGUCCUCACAAUCUCUCAAUCCGGCCGCUUGAAUCACUGGCUACACGUCCCUCUCUCCGGCGGUCGUCCACUAGACAAUGGCUUCCUGAACCCUUCCUCCGAGACCGAUGUGGAUGCAAGUCUGCUUCCGUUUGCGCAUUUGACAGCAACGACAGUGUUGGGUGGAACAAGAGGAGAGUUUGAAGUUUUGGGGCAAACUUUGGCCACGACGAUUGCGACGGCGCUGUUGAUGAGGAAUCCAGAGGAGCAGAGGAUGCUAGUGCUGGGCUUGGGGUUGGAAAAGGCGGACUAUGGCAGAGAGACGUUUGAUGAGUUGAUCGGUGCCUGCUUGGAGUGCCUCUGA